UUUCGUUUUGAACUUACAUGGGGGAGGCUUACUCUUCGACUAUGCGACGUUUACCCGAGACACGAGUAGUUUUCUAACGUUUAAGCGAUAUGUUGGAGUUUGAUGAAGAUUAGAGUGUACGAGUCGGAGUAUAAGGUCAGAUGUAUACCUGAUUGGUUUUCUUCAACAAUAAAGAAACUGUUAAUCAAAAGACUGUGUUAGGAAGAUUUAUCUGUGAAGAAGCUCUGAAGGUCUCACGGAGAGCUCACAUGCAUAUUACGACAUUCUCCUUAACCAUGUUGUUUACUUAGUGGCUAGAGGGAGUCAUCUCUUGAACGAUAUAAACAUCUGCUGCAACAUAAAGUCGAAGGAUACCUCUGACAGGAGGUGAAGACAGUCCCAGAGCGUGGGACAGAAGAUUAGGCUAGGAUCUCGAAAGAGGUUUUAGCCAGAAGACCGGUUCCAGCUGGGAACUGAAGAGAAUAGAUCUCGGCCAGAAAUGGCCUGGAGGUUUAUCGACAGUGACACGACUGAUUUGAAGAUCUGAAGACAUUAUAAUGAACAUGACCAACUUGUGCAAUGGAUCGCUAACCAGAGGACCAUGUACGGAAAAAUCACUGCACUUGGGACAAAAUCAGGGACAGCUGGGAACAGACAGACAGAGAGGAAUAGGUGGAUAGAGGAGAGGUGGCGUUUCCUAUCAGGACAUAUUGUGCGUGCAGUGACCAGGACUAGCGCACCCAAGGAAAAACACAUCAUUGAACAGCUGUUAGAUGAUCCUCUGGAAGGGACUUCCACACCAAGCCCAUCCAGCAGCAAACAGCUGUGCAGUAGGCACAGUGCAAGCAUAGACCUCACCACAGCUGGAGGUGCUGAACAAGGGACAGAUGUAGACAGAAUUAGUAUUCUCAAUAGAAGUAUUCAAGACUGCCAAAGAUUGUUGCAGGAAGGACGCACACAAACGGACUUCACGAACAGGGCAAUCGAGUUUGGUCGAUCAAUCACUAAAGGUGUCAUAAGUGAUGAUGAAUGGGAUUAUGGAUGGGAUAUUGUAAAUGGUGCGAUCACUUAUAGAAAUAAGAAGUUAAUGAAAGCACGUGCACCUCAGGAGCAGCGUCCACUGGUUCCUCAGCCUCGCCUGCCUCACUUCUAUGACCAGUACACAGACAGGCACUAUGGAUUGCCGCCUGCAAUGGGGGGACAUCCAGCAUUCCGUGCUGAACAGAGACACUCACCAUCACCUCUGAUGUUUGCAGACCUGCAGCCUGCUCGAGAUCCACCUUUGCCUGUUGCUUGCGGAGAGAUCCGUGGGAAUGGUCCUUUUCAAGACAGUGCGCAAGGUUGCGCUGACGUCAACUAUCCCAAUUAACCCUUGGAAGCUGAUAAUAUUUUUUGUGCUUUUUCAAAUAACAGCUUGAGUUUUGGUUUAUUUUAUUUGUUGGCCACUCACCAUUUUGUGUGACAUCUAUACUCCUUUUACAAUGUCUGUAUGCUAAUUGAUGUGUCCUUUUGUACUCUUGUGCAUAUCUUUUUUCUGUAGGUGGCCCCACAUUUUAUUAUAUCCUGAAGUGUGAUAAAGCUUUUACCUCAGCAUUUUGAUUGUUAUUGCUUGUUUAUCUCCCUGCUGAAUAAAUAUAUUUUUGACUAUUAGCUUGAUGUCUGCAAAUCGUCAUUAAUACAUCACUGCAAGAUGAAUGUCUCUAAUGUUAUUCCCUAUCAUGCUGAAACACAAAAUACCUUGA
Messenger RNA from Leucoraja erinaceus (little skate), 1721 nucleotides. RefSeq lists its product as uncharacterized. The transcript has 7 exons. Lineage: Eukaryota; Metazoa; Chordata; Chondrichthyes; Rajiformes; Rajidae. The coding region runs from base 581 to 1348 and encodes 255 amino acids. The record is from RefSeq and is a predicted model, not a curated record.